This is a messenger RNA of Aethalodelphis obliquidens (Pacific white-sided dolphin), 2041 nucleotides long. RefSeq names its product NME/NM23 nucleoside diphosphate kinase 6 (gene NME6). The transcript is spliced from 5 exons. The record is from RefSeq and is a predicted model, not a curated record. Bases 1119 to 1679 code for a protein of 186 amino acids. Gene Ontology annotation, molecular function: nucleoside diphosphate kinase activity. Gene Ontology annotation, cellular component: mitochondrion. Gene Ontology annotation, biological process: GTP biosynthetic process; negative regulation of cell growth; UTP biosynthetic process. NCBI's taxonomy places the organism in Eukaryota, Metazoa, Chordata, Mammalia, Artiodactyla, Delphinidae.
CGGGGCACGAACCCGUGUCCCCUGCAUCGGCAGGCGGACUCUCAACCACUGCGCCACCAGGGAAGCCCCCUAGCACUGCUUUUAAUGUGAUUGUCAGGCUACUUUUGGGCUGAGAAUAAAGAGACAGUUGUCCAGACUCUGUCCCUGUGUGUUCAUGGAAGCCUUCUCUGUAUUUGUUGGCAAAUUUAGGGGUUCCACCAGGUAAUCUUUGACACCUUAGUCCUGCAGAGAUGAUCAAUUUCUUACAUGUAAAUAGAAUUUCAAAGUUGGAAGAGAUCUCAAGUUUUCUUAGUCCAGUUUAUAAAAUACUUUUAUGUUCUUUAUAUGAUCUUCACAAUUAUUUAUUAAGCUCUUACACCAUCAUGAUUAGACACUAGAAAUAGUGUCUUGUUCUUUUCUCUGAAGAUGAAUAGAAUAAGACUGUAUAGGUUCAUUUAGUCAAUAAAAUUGAUUAAGCACCUUUGUGCCAGGCAGUUUUAGCUGCUUCAGAUACAAAAUGAUUACAACUUGUCUUUGACCUUGGAGUUGCAUGUCUGCAAACCCUGCCAUUGAGGACAGCUGAGUGUAUUAAAGGGUUUGAUUUGGGCGUGAUAGAUCCUGACUUAUCUGUAAGAUUAGGUAAGAAAUGGUAUGUAUCCAACAGACUUUUUGGGGUGUAUCCUGGCAAGAUCCCAAUUCUUGUCCAUCCAAUCUUCAAAUUCUAUAAUUGAUGGGAGGGCACUGUGGGAACAGUUAUUGUACCCUUGCGGCUGCUCUUUAGGAAUGUAAAUUGUAAAUCCUCAGUAAAACACAAAAGAAAGGAAGGGACAGGAGUAUCGCCAGAGACAGGUCGUGUUUAAACUUGAACUUCUGAAUGGGUCACUCUUUCGCAGGUUUACAGUUGCACUAACCAGAUUAUGUGCUCCACUGGGCAACUUGAAUGGCCCCUCUACCACUCCCUUCCCUCAGCUCCAUGAACCCAAAUGGGCAAAUUAAAUACUAAGUAACUGUCGGGUGCUUUAUCAGUGUAAGAGUGAGAGCCCUGGUUGACUUGCAAAACUGCUCGGCUCCAGAAUAGGAAGGGUGGGGAGUGCAGCACUGACGGGUCUCUUAUCUGACUCUCUGAUGGCAGGAGGGAGAUGACCUCGAUAUUACGGAGCCCUCAGGCUCUCCAGCUUACUCUGGCUCUGAUUAAGCCUGAUGCAGUUGCUCACCCACUGAUUCUGGAGGCUGUUCAUCAGCAGAUUCUGAGCAACAAGUUCCUUAUUGUACGAAUGAGAGAACUUCUGUGGAGAAAGGAAGAUUGCCAGAAGUUUUACCAAGAGCAUGAAGGGCGUUUUUUCUAUCAGCGGCUGGUGGAGUUCAUGGCCAGUGGGCCAAUCCGAGCCUACAUCCUCGCCCACAAGGAUGCCAUCCAGCUCUGGAGGACAGUGAUGGGACCCACCAGAGUGUUUCGAGCACGCCACGUGGCCCCAGAUUCAAUUCGUGGGAGUUUCGGCCUCACUGACACCCGUAAUACAACCCAUGGCUCAGACUCUGUGGUUUCAGCCAGUAGAGAGAUCGCAGCCUUCUUUCCCGACUUCAGUGAACAGCGCUGGUAUGAGGAAGAGGAGCCCCAGUUGCGCUGUGGCCCUGUGCGCUACAAUCCAGAGGGAGGCAUCCACUUUGCAGCUGGAACAGGAGGCCCAGGGCCAACCUGACGCAGGCCUGUUGGUCUGUGAGGAGUGAUGGUGUUGCCCAGCCUUUUCUCGCAGACCUCUGGUCCAGAGCAUUCUCCUAGGACCAGGGAGGCCUGGGGCUUAUUGUGCCAUCUCUGCUGGGCACCGCCACCUGCAUAAGAGCCUAGCUCCUCACUGCUACCUCUUCUAGAAUCUAACUCUCUAUCUACCUCUUCUCUGGAAUGUUCAUGGGUGGUUCAGAGGAAUGAUGGCUCCUUUUUUUCUGAGAACUGUUCAUCCUUUUUCAAGGAGGGGCUUGCCUAACUGACUUGCCUGAAAAAUGCAGUGACUGUAUUAGCAACAUUUGGUCUAUUUUCCUUAAUAAAAGUCAGUAUUCUACUGAA